Molecule: messenger RNA, 1963 nt
Organism: Trichosurus vulpecula (common brushtail)
Lineage: Eukaryota; Metazoa; Chordata; Mammalia; Diprotodontia; Phalangeridae
Product: cytochrome P450 2C19-like
Exons: 10
Coding region: 152-1645 (497 amino acids)
Biological process (GO): xenobiotic metabolic process
Cellular component (GO): intracellular membrane-bounded organelle; cytoplasm
Molecular function (GO): oxidoreductase activity, acting on paired donors, with incorporation or reduction of molecular oxygen, reduced flavin or flavoprotein as one donor, and incorporation of one atom of oxygen; iron ion binding; heme binding
Source: RefSeq, a predicted model, not a curated record
UGUGGUAUAUAAGGAGCAAAAUAAGUCAGUAAAAUUUUAAACAACAGAUUGAAUGGCUCUUGAUACUUUGAAACACUGUCCUUUGGAACAAGGUUCUCCCCAGCUUUGGAUACUAAGCCUUGUAUUGCAUUGGUAGUAACGAAGAGUGUCAAUGGAUCCAUCUGUGGCCAUUGCUCUUGGCUUACUGAUCUGUAUCUUAUGUCUGCUUCUCAUUUCAUCAUGGAGAAAGGGCUUUGGAAGAGGAAAGCUUCCACCUGGUCCUGUUCCUCUUCCCAUUAUUGGCAAUAUACUGCAGCUGGACCUUAAGAAUAUCCCAGAAUCUCUUUACAUUCUAGCUAAAAAGUAUGGCCCAGUGUUCACUCUGAAGUUGGGUGUUGAGCGUAUUGUCGUGUUACAUGGGUACCAGGCAGUGAAAGAAGCUCUGAUUGAUCAUGGGGACAAGUUUGCUUACAGAGCACAGAGACCGUUAUUCAAAUUGGCGAACCAAGGAUCAGGCAUUAUUGUAAGCAAUGGAGAGACAUGGAAGCAAAUCCGGCGCUUCUCCCUCAUGACCCUGAGGAAUUUUGGGAUGGGGAAGAAGAGCAUUGAAGAGCGAGUCCAAGAAGAGGCCAGGCACCUUGUGGAGGAGUUAAAAAAAACAAAAGGAUUGCCAUGUGACCCUACGUUCAUCCUUGGGUGUGCUCCCUGCAAUGUAAUCUGCUCUAUCAUUUUCCAGAAACAUUUUGAAUAUAAAGACCAGAAAUUUCUAUUUUUAAUGAAGAUGUUAAAUGAAAACGUUAAGAUCGCAAGUUCUCCAUGGAUUCAGGUCUAUAAUUCUUUUCCUUCUCUCGUAUAUUAUCUACCUGGAUCUCAUCACAAAGCAAUUAAAAAUGCUCAUUCAGUACGUAAAUUUAUUUUGGAGGAAGUGGAGGAACACCAAAGGACACUGGACCCCAGUAAUCCUCGGGACUUCAUUGACUGUUUCCUGAUCAAAAUGGAGCAGGAAAAGCAACAACCACAGUCUGAAUUUCUCAUUGACAACUUGGUCCAGACUACUAUUGAUCUAUUUGCUGCAGGAACAGAGACGACAAGCACCACCCUGAGAUAUGGACUCAUGCUUCUCCUGAAACACCCUGAGAUAAUAGGAAAAAUGCAUGAAGAGAUUGAUCAUGUGAUUGGCCGAAAUCGAAGUCCCUGCAUGGAGAACAGAAACAAAAUGCCUUACACCAAUGCUGUGAUACACGAGAUCCAGCGCUACAUUGACCUGGUUCCCACCAGUGUACCCCAUGCAGUAUCAGAAGAUGUUCAAUUUAGACAAUAUCUUAUCCCAAAGGGAACCACUGUAAUACCAUUAUUGUCUUCUGUUCUCUAUGAUGAGGAAGGGUUCCCCAAUCCAUACAAGUUUGACCCAGGACACUUCCUGGAUGAAAGUGGCAAGUUUAAAAAGAGUGACUAUUUCAUGCCUUUUUCAGCAGGAAAACGGAUAUGUGUUGGCGAGAGCCUGGCUCGGAUGGAAUUAUUUCUGUUUUUUACUAGCAUCUUGCAGAAUUUUACCUUGAAAUCUCUCAUUGACCCAAAAGAUAUUGAUACCUCCCCAAUUUGCAGUGGACUUACCAAAAUACCCUCCUUCUAUGAGCUCUGCUUUCUACCUUACAAAAACAUGUGAAGGACCGCCCCUGGUUCCAAAUGCAGUAGAGUUUCUUCUUGUGCUAUGAAGAAGCUGCAUUGAAAGCCCUCUAUGAUUUCAGCCUACAAUACCCUUCUUGCUUAAUCUAAUACUCCCAAUUUUCCCCAACAUUCCCUAGAAAUUCCCUGGUCUUGGAAUAUUUCUUCUCUUCUCUUCCACUCCACUGAAUGGAAUCCUACCCAUCCUUCAAAUCACAGUUCAGAUGCCCUAUGCUUGUGACCUCUGUAGUAAUUACAGUCUGUACCACACAAUCCACACAAUUUAAGACUGAAUUAUAUUGCCCUCUUAUGUUGUGUA